Molecule: messenger RNA, 1750 nt
Organism: Cuscuta campestris
Lineage: Eukaryota; Viridiplantae; Streptophyta; Magnoliopsida; Solanales; Convolvulaceae
Source: the annotation of a GenBank genome assembly
UAACCUACCAUUGCUCGGUGUCCAAAUCACAUCGCCGAGGAACAAAGAGGUGCGAAAAUUUAAAGAGGGAGAUCUGAUGUACUUUCUCGCGGAUCUUAACUACACACAAUACCAUGAUCGCAUUAGAACAUAAAGAUACUAUGCAGGUGAGCUGUGAGGCUCCCAUAAAAUGCCUCCAGCACAAUCUGAAUUACAAUGGGACUGCCAUAAAAAGCAUCCCAGAGUUGAAUGAAGGCACCGGUUCUAGUCCAGUUGGGGAUACUAGUAGUGACUGCUCAUUUGGCAGUGAUACUAUUGGCUCAUCUAAACAAUCUCCAAAAGAACCUGUUGAACAUCAUGCUUCUGGCUCUUGGACAGCCUUCUAUCCAGCCUCAAAUAAUAUGCGAAUGUGCGCAGUGAAUGCUUUUGAGGCCCAAUUAUAUCCUUACUCUGUGGACAGACGGUUCCAUUAUGGCCCAUUCAACACAAUCCCAGGACAUUACCCUUAUGAAUUCCAAUUCCAAGAUUUUCAAUAUUUUGUGGUCAUUGACUUUGAAGCUACAUGUGACAAGGAAAGGAAUCCUCACCCCCAAGAAAUAAUAGAGUUCCCAUCUGUGAUUGUUAGCAGUAUGACUGGCCAGCUUGAAGCUUGUUUCCAAACCUAUGUGAGACCAACAUGCAAUGAACUUCUUAGUGAUUUCUGCAAGGAUUUGACUGGCAUCCAACAGAUUCAGGUCGACCGAGGAGUUACAUUGGGUGAAGCUCUCCUUAGGCAUGACAAAUGGCUCGAGAAGAAGGGGAUAAAACAUGCCAAUUUUGCUGUGGUUACGUGGUCAAAUUGGGACUGUAGAGUGAUGUUGGAAUCAGAAUGUCGCUAUAAGAAGAUCCGAAAGCCUCCUUAUUUCAACAGAUGGAUCAACUUAAAGGUCCCUUUCCGUGAGGUUUUUGGAGGCGCUCGGUGCAAUCUGAAAGAGGCUGUCCAGCUUGCUGGUCUAGCAUGGCAGGGUCGUGCCCACUGUGGUCUGGAUGAUGCAAAAAACACUGCCCGCUUACUUGCCUUAUUCAUGCACAAGGGCAUCAAGCUCUCAAUUACAGAUUCACUCACCUGUCUAGCUGCUAAUGAACCACCCUUUACCUGGAAGCCACCACCCCAAGACCGUGUGCCCGUUUCUCCUUAUCAAGCACAGAAAGUUAGGGACCCGCAUUUCCCAACAAUUCAGAUGCAUCCUAAUUGCUACUGCGGGAUAAGGAGCAGCAAAGGCAUGGUCCAGAAGCCCGGACCGAAACAAGGAAGCCUCUUCUUUGGGUGUGGAAACUGGACUGCGGUGAGGGGUGCUCGAUGCCAUUACUUUGAAUGGGCUUACCUUUGACUGAACUGAUACCGAAACAAUUUACCCAAAAUGUCAUGUAAAAAAAAAGUUGCGGUGAGUGUGUGGGUGCGCUUGGGGGGGGGGGUCUCGUUUUUGUUUCUGUGGAAGCAGAAUGAGUCAUGGGCUCAACAUGGCCAUGUCUCUCUCCUGCUUCCUGCAGAGUAAAUAUGGGGGUAGUUUGUGGUUUAAGGUUUUGCAUCUUCUCAAUGCAUGGCAAUGUGAGGGAGAGUGUCUCUCCCUUGACACAUGCAAUGGCAGAUCCAACCUGUUAACUUAUUGUUGACAAAAUAUAAUUGGAAAAGGUAGAUCAGACUUUUACAUACCUAGCAAGACAUUAUAUUUAUAUAUUUUAAUAUAUGUUUAUUUAAAUAAAUAAUUGUGAACAAAUGCAGUCCAAUGUG